AGCUCGUGUCUUUCGUGUCCUUUUUGUCUCUGUGUCGUCGUUUUGUUUUCGCGCUAUAAAUAUCGAUUGUUGGCGUUGUGCCAGUUGCGCGCUUUCAUACGUAUGUUAGUUACGCGCACUUAAAUCGCGUUCUGAACCAGUUGUUUAGAGACAGCAGAAAGACUUACUGAGUAAAGCAGUUUUUGAAAUUUCAGAAUGUCCACUUUUGACUCGACGAAGCCAGCCGAUAGCUCUGAAAGUGAAGAUGACGACUACGUUCCAUCGGCCGAGGAGAGCGAAGGCGAUGAGUCGGAUGCCGAAAACGACGCUGGGAGUGACGCCAAGGUGCCAGCUGGAAAGAAGCCUAAGAGGACAAAGAAAAAAACAUUUGUCGAGGAAGUGUAAGGGUGGAAUCUAUUUGGAGGGUGAAGUUAGUCCAGCACACGGAAGUCCUGAUAAAGCAAAUGAUGUCGAGGAGCUAGUUCCUGCACUCAACCCGGACGAGGAAAAGAAGCGAGCAGAUGAUCUGUGGUCUGAUUUCUUGCGUGAUGUUGAACCUAAUCCUAGGAAACGCACUGUUCCUGCUGCAAAUGUUGUCUCUGUAAGUUGCUUGUCUUAGCAUUCAAUGCUGAAACUGAAACAUUUUACUAAAUAUUUUAUAGAAGUUUAUGGAGACACAA
Messenger RNA from Rhipicephalus microplus (southern cattle tick), 659 nucleotides. Its product is annotated as DNA topoisomerase 2-alpha-like. NCBI's taxonomy places the organism in Eukaryota, Metazoa, Arthropoda, Arachnida, Ixodida, Ixodidae. The record is from RefSeq and is a predicted model, not a curated record.